Molecule: messenger RNA, 1779 nt
Organism: Xenia sp. Carnegie-2017
Lineage: Eukaryota; Metazoa; Cnidaria; Anthozoa; Malacalcyonacea; Xeniidae
Product: methyltransferase-like protein 17, mitochondrial
Exons: 16
Coding region: 97-1566 (489 amino acids)
Biological process (GO): translation
Cellular component (GO): mitochondrial small ribosomal subunit
Molecular function (GO): structural constituent of ribosome; methyltransferase activity
Source: RefSeq, a predicted model, not a curated record
UCUUUUUGGUCUAAUAAAAGCUGUUAUAAAAUAUUUCCAAUUGAACUAUUUCUGUGUGUUAUUAUUAAAUAUUUCAAUAUGUGAUUAUUAUUUAUAAUGGUUUCUCAUUUUCUUUGUACAAGAACUUCUCGUAUUCAUAGAUUUGGUGUUAAGAUUUGUAGAAAUGCAAUCCCUCUUAAGCAAUGUACACAUCAUAGUCAUGGUAAUCGCACAAUCGAACAAAAGAGUAAAUCAUCAGAUAAAUGGGGAUAUAGGAAAGUCGAUGAUGGCUUCAUGAAGCAUGACAAAAACACACCUGGCAUCUAUCAUUUAGGAAUAGUAAAUCUUCCCAAGCAGCUGGAGAACAGCAUCAACAAAUACCUACAAAACUUUCCAAAAAAGCACUUGAUUGAAGACGCCAUACAGCUUUCAAAGCAUUUGCAAAACAGAGGAAGGCCAACAGAAAGAACUUGGACAAAGUAUAAAGAGGCUAAGGCCUACAGAAAGGAAGUUCAAGAACAUGUGGAUGAACAGAAGAAAGAAGCAUCGAGCGAAAAGACAAACGAAGCUGUACAAGAAACUUCACAAUCAACAUCUGCGAAUAAGAAGAUCAAUCAUCACUUAACCAAAAAACCAAAAAUUCAAGAGUACAAAACAAUAAGAUAUCAGAGAAGAGAAUGCGCAGCAUUCAUUGCCGACCGAGCUCCGGCGACUUACGGAGCGACAUUAAGAGUACUGCAUGAGAUCGCUAGAAGAUGCAAAGAUUUCAAACCAGAAACUAUUUUGGAUUUCGGAUCAGGAGCUGGCACCGCCACCUGGGCAGCGCAUAAAAUCUGGAAGGAUUCAAUAAAGAUUUAUCAAUGUGUCGACGUUUCGCGUGAUAUGAACGAUAUGGCCGAACAACUGUUACGAAACAAUGAUGGAUACAGGACACCCCAUUACAUACCGAGAGUAUAUUAUAAGGAGUUUCUUCCUUUCACACACAAGGUUACUUACGAUGUCGUCGUUGCAUCGUAUUCUCUGACUGACAUUCCAUUUACCCGAGCAAGACAAGAUAUCCUCGAUAACCUUUGGCGAAAAACAAAUCAUUUUUUGGUCAUUGUCGAUAAAGGAAACAACGAGGGGUUUGACGUCACGAUGCAAGCUAGAGACCUUGUUACUAACAAUCGAAAGGCCAUGUUUGGUACAGAGGACGAACAACCAAGCUUUGUUUUUUCACCUUGUCCCCACGAUCUUGCCUGUCCCAGAUUGGAUGCAAACACACGUGACCAUCCUUGCAACUUCGAGCAACGUGUACAGCUGUCUUAUGCACAAAAGUCGACAAACUUGAAGAAAUAUGGUUACUUUAAUGAAUUGUUCUCAUACGUUGUGUUGUGUAAGGGAGAACGAAAUAAACAAGAUCUUAACUGGGCUCGCUUGUUGCGUCCCGUGCGUUUGCGAGAAAAACACAUCAUUUGCGACUAUUGCAGUAAAAAUGGCACCUUGGAGCAAAAAAUUUUAACAAAACGCAAGGACAGUGAUAUCUACAAAUGUGUACGUCACCAUGCUAAAUGGGGAGAUUUGUUGCCAAUAGACGUCAAGAGAUAGCGCAACAUGAACCUAGAGAACGAGGAGAAAGCAAAAUAGACAAAUCAAAGGAACUAAUGGUAGUUAUUAUGGAUAUUCGAAGAUGUUCUUACAAAAAAAAACCAACGAUUGCAAAACAAAUAGGUUUUAUUAAUGAAACACCUUCGUAAGGCUGUAUAAAACAAUUGUACGUUACUCUACAUUUGUGUCAUACUAAAGUUGUGCUAAUGACAA